This is a messenger RNA of Lindgomyces ingoldianus, 3305 nucleotides long. Its product is annotated as tyrosine-protein phosphatase non-receptor type 6. Gene Ontology annotation, molecular function: protein tyrosine phosphatase activity. The record is from RefSeq and is a predicted model, not a curated record. Bases 349 to 2952 code for a protein of 867 amino acids. Lineage: Eukaryota; Fungi; Ascomycota; Dothideomycetes; Pleosporales; Lindgomycetaceae. Gene Ontology annotation, biological process: protein dephosphorylation. The transcript is spliced from 2 exons.
GUCACUCUUCACACGAGACGUCCAGCUGGCCCUCGUUCUCGGUCGUCGUUAAACAAACGACUUCGUGAACAUUCCUCAGCAGAUUUGUCCGCCGGAGUCGUCUUGCCGUUGUCGUUGCUCCUCGUAACGUUUUGUCAUCGCCCUUUUCCCGCCCCAGUGACAUCAUAUUCCUCAGCUUCUUUCAACCGUCUGGCACAGCAGUCUCCGCCCUUGCCUCUCACAUCACUUCCUCAUAAUCCUCGACACCGCCGCCACACAACCUCUAUCCACUUUCAUGUCCUCAUAUCCUAUAUUUUCGCUCCAGCCUUUGCUGGCUUCACAUCCGCCAACAUCGCUCUUUAAGGGAGUAUGACAAUGUCGACGCCUGUCCUCUCCCCGAGACUGAGGGAGCACCCCUCACAGUCUCGCACCCAUAAAUCGAGGCCCAGUGCCUCCCGUACGCCAGCCGCUGCACCACCCCUCACCCCUCGCCGCCUCAACGAGGGCAAGGCCACCAGCCUUGUUCUUCAUGAUCCUCGCACUCCAAGCCCCAAUUACUUUGGGUUGGCGGUUGACGCGAACGCCGACUGUUUCUCGUCCAGCGCAGCUCAGCACCUCCGCGGCAACUGGAGUCCGCCGUCAUCUAAUGUGCGCUCUAUAGCAGCUACAUCUCCCCGAGUUAUUCCAGCCGACCAGAAUCUUGAAUUUGACCAGUUUAGGAGACAGUCUGGAAACAGUAAGGCCUUCGCGUUAGGUAACCUUUUGGAUUUUGGUGCCAGACCAGCCACUUCAGCGGCGCCGACUGGACCCGUUUUUGGAUAUGCCAAGCUCCCCAGCCCUAAUUCUACAGUGCCUUCUACGAAUUCCAUUGACUACUCUAAUCGAACUAAAUCCGAUGGCUCUGAAGGCCUUAUCAAGCCUCGGUCGCCCAAAAGGCUUCUGUCGACCGAGUCUUCGCUUUUCCCAGAGCGUCCACGGAGGAAUUCACCUGCAAGCUUCCUCGACCGGUCAGAUGAACUGGCGGAAUUCGUAGAAGGCAGGAAUCUUCGACCUUCCCUACCCGCUCAACCAGCUACCCACUCCUUCCCCGUGUCCCACCACAGAGCUGAAACAUUACCUGCGAGCUUAGAGAACGAAAGCAAAACAGAUGGCCCGGUGAUGACGACACCACAACACGUUGUGAAUAUUCUCGAAUCCGCUGCAGAGGAAGUAUUGCUCCUCGACCUCCGUGUAUCAACUCAGCACGCAAAGUCCCGAAUUGUAGGCGCAUUGAGCUUGUGCAUACCCACCACCUUACUAAAGAGAGCCUCUUUUAAUGUAAAAAAACUGGCGGAAACCUUCAAAGAGGAGGACCACAGAGAGAAGUUUGAAGGGUGGAGGAGUAGCAAAUACAUAAUCGUUUAUGACGCCAGUUCCUCACAGAUGAAGGACGCUGCCACUUGCAUAAACACCCUGAAGAAGUUCACGAACGAAGGAUGGGCGGGUGGCUCAUAUAUUAUUCGAGGCGGAUUCUCAGAGUUCUCGGAGAAGUUUCCCUCGUGGAUAGCUCACAACUCAACCAACAGCCCGAUGUCUGCUUCCCUCCACCUCGAUUCAAGUUUGCCUUCUGUAGCUCCCGUUAUUGGAGGGUGUCCUAUGCCAGCAACUCAAAACGCCGCGAAUCCGUUCUUUGGAAACAUUCGCCAGAAUAUGGACUUGAUUGGAGGUGUUGGUCAAUUGUCUCUCAAACAUCCAGCAACCAUGACAAAUCAAAUAGAAGAAGAUCUUCCCUCGUGGCUGCGGCACGCAGUGAACGAAAUGGAUAAUGGCAGGCUUGUAUCGGACAAAUUCCUGCAGAUUGAGAAGCGCGAGCAGAAACGGAUGCAAGAAGCAUUAUCUAGUAAAGUUGUCUUUGGCUCUCCGGCUACAGGAUCAGAAUCUACUAGAUCUGUUCAGAUCGCCGGGAUAGAGAAGGGUUCUAAGAACCGCUACAACAGUAUUUGGCCAUAUGAACACACCCGGGUCAAAUUAGAAGGUGUUGCAGACGGCGGGUGUGACUACGUCAAUGCGAAUUAUGUUCAAACUGCGCGAUCCAACAAGCGCUACAUUGCCACGCAAGGACCGCUCCCUGCAACGUUCAAUGACUUCUGGAACGUCGUUUGGCAGCAAGAUGUGCGUGUCAUCGUUAUGCUAACCGCGGAGCAAGAAGGCGGCCAAGUCAAGGCGCAUAACUACUGGUGUAACAAACAGUACGGGCACAUGCAGCUCAACGCACUCGGUGAACGCCGCGCUUCUCUCGAGCCUUUAAGAAUCCAUCGGCACAGAGAUCGGCCAGCCUUGGGCCAGCGUCGCGCCACUAACCCACCCAAGCCGGCGAAUCUGUCAAGAGAACCAAACAAUUCUUCUCCUAACUCCGACCAGCCUUAUGUUAUCGUUAGGAAAUUCACCCUCUCCAACUCUAACGAGCCAUUCCAGCGGAUGCGAGAAAUAACGCAGCUGCAAUACUCUAGUUGGCCUGACUUCGGCGCUCCCGCUCACCCCGCACACCUGUUGGGUCUAAUUGAACAAUGCGAUGCGGUCGUGAGACAAGUAAACGGCGGUCACCCAUCUCGUCCGGAUCCUCCAAACGGCCGUCCAGUCUUGGUUCACUGCUCCGCGGGAUGUGGUCGAACUGGGACAUUCUGCACCGUUGACUCAGUCAUCGAUAUGCUGAAACGACAACGUCAAGCUCGAAAUCUCCGACAGGGUACAUCGAUGGAGAUGGAGCCAUUGCCGGGUUCAUCAAGCCAAAGUCGGAGCCAAGAAAGCCCAUUCUUCAAGGACGAGAAAGUGGAGGGGAACUGGGCGGUCAGUGAUGAUCUGGAUUUGAUCGAGCAGACGGUUGAGGAAUUUAGGUUGCAGAGGCUGAGCAUGGUACAGAGUUUGCGGCAAUUCGUGCUUUGCUAUGAGAGUGUUUUGGAGUGGCUUGUUGAGCAGCAUCCGAAAUCGGCGUAGAUUGUUUGUCGUUGGAUGAUGGUUUUGGAGCGGGGUUGGAGCGUCCAUAGGCAUUCACUAUUGAACACAGACGGCUAACGGUUACAUGGGCGGGAUGGUCGGCGAAAACCUAGGGGGGAGGGCGUAUUAGCAGCAGCGUCAUCAUCAUCAUUGGGCAAUAGGCGUGUUGAUGUCAUUUAUUUGGCUCAUUGGGAGGCGUUGAUUACGACAACACUUAGAGUACACAUUCAGAUACACGCAGCAUCCGGGGACUCGGGGCCAGAACAUAGGUUUGGGUAUGGGUUUGGCAUCUUGGUGGAGCAUUCAAGGCUCUUGAGUAUUCUUUGCUGUAGCCAAUUCUAGUUUUUAUUGUC